This is a messenger RNA of Lytechinus pictus (painted urchin), 4647 nucleotides long. RefSeq lists its product as uncharacterized. Gene Ontology annotation, molecular function: protein binding. The transcript has 2 exons. Lineage: Eukaryota; Metazoa; Echinodermata; Echinoidea; Temnopleuroida; Toxopneustidae. The record is from RefSeq and is a predicted model, not a curated record. Bases 586 to 2322 code for a protein of 578 amino acids.
GCACACAUGAGUGGACGCAGCAUGUGUGAUGUCACAAGCUAGUGUGCUGUGCAGUAUUUACUAAUGUGUGUGUGUGUGUGUGAGUGUGUGUGCAGUACAGCAUGGUACCUGUGUGUGCAUAAGAGCUGUAUUACGUGGAGACGGCAUAGCCUGGCACCGGAUUUCAAUAGUGGUUUGUCCUUUUUUCCCUCAAAGGCUUUUUGAUGUUGCUUGUACAGCGUUGCAUGGUCUUUCUGGUGUCAAAAGACGGACUGCUUCGAAUUCUGUACAACCAGUCAACCAACUGUCGCUUUGAUAGCAAACAUCAGUAUAGGGAUCAUGUGUUAAAGAGCUAUGACGGAAUACACCAGUGUAGUAGUUAAUUUACUGGCAUGAGUUGUUACUAACUAUCAAAAAUGUUAUUAUCAGAGAUGGAGGGGUCUGCUGUGCUGAACAGAUGGCAAAGUCAAAACCUAGGAAGAAAACAGAAAUCCAGCUAUUCCUUUAAGCAGGAAUGACAUCAAUUUUAUAUCACAACAGCAGCAAGGCAAAUAAUAGAAUGGAAAUUAGUUCUUGAGUGGACAUCGCAAUGCUGAAGCUCCAAAGAUGGCCGUGGUAUUUACGCUAUUUAUUCUGAAGGGCAUCAUGCUCCUGGUCGUGCUCCAUGCAUAUGUUACCCAUGGUAAAUCUCUCAAUGGGUUGUUGGAGAGGAGAGAAGAAUGUCCAAUUUCAUGUACAUGUUACAACCACACUGUCGAUUGCAGCUUCAUGAACCUAAGGAAAGUGCCUUUCAAUAUUCCCCCCAAAACAAAAGCGCUGUAUCUGAACGAUAACGUGAUCGACAAGUUAGAUUUUGGGCUUUUAUCAAGACUCAGUAGGUUGGAGGAGUUGCAUCUGCAAAGUAAUAAACUUGAGGGAAUCACAGAGAAAGAUGUUGAAUUCCUUCCACAGUUAAGAAUUGUUGAUCUGAGAGAUAAUCCUCUAGUGUGUGAUUGCAGCCUUGCUCAUGUGAUGGGAAGGACGUUAGAUGAUACAAAAAAAUUCAAUGUGAUAUUGGGGGAUACAAAAUGUGUUGCACCUAUGCAAAAUGAGAAGAGACAAGCAAGUGAUGUACUGAGAAAACUUGACUGCAGACAUCGCAGUAGGAGAGGUGAAAUGCAAUGUCAUCCAAGGUACUGUCUCAACGGUGGUACAUGCAUCGAAGGCAACGAAAGGCCAUUUUGUGAAUGCCCGGAUUCUUUUGUGGGUCAAUACUGUGAGAGACCAAAUUCAGAUGUUGUGCGCAUCUUUCUAGAAGACAUCACUGUUCACAGUGUGAAGGUAUCAUGGAGGCCACCACAUCAUGUUGACGUAGAGAAGUACUUUGUGACUUUCCGUGAACAAAGCCCUGCAGCCGAUCCAAAACAUUUUUGGACGCGAGAGGAUUAUUAUAUCUUUGUUAGACUAAUUCCAGGGUCCUUUUACCAAGUGUGUAUUAUAGGAUAUUUAAGUGAAGAUGAUACUCUAGAUGAAUGUUGCAAGGAAUUUGCCACACAACCUCAUCCCAGUCAGCCCGGACCUGGACACCCGGACCAUCCAGACCAUCCUGAUCCUCACUUCCCAGCUACUGAAUCUAGAGACAGGGAAGAUGUCAUUCACAAAGCAGCUGUUAUUCUAGGAUCUAUCAUAGGUGUCUGUGCCUUUUUCAUCAUCUGCCUGACUCUGGUUUACAAAUUCCGUUCCCUGAGCAACACCAGGAACUUGGAUGGAAGAUCUCCUUCCCCUCCGAUUGAUGACGAAAACGAGGCAGAAACAGAGAUCUCUCAAGCUCCAGGCAGUGAGAACGAUGCUGGUCGUGGUGUCUUUGUGGUUUCUGUUCCUGCUCCAGAACAACCAGCAGCUCAACCUGAAAAUGAAGUACUUGAAACAGAUACUGCAAUGACAGAUCCUAUCCCAAUUAACAGGGUCCUACAUGCCCUACAGCCACCAAGUUCGCGAGGGCAGCAAGAGGCACCCUCACAAAACACUGUAGUAUUAUACCGUUCUGAAAACAGGAACACGGUGGAGGACCUGUCAAGGGACAACCCCUCAGGGACAGCACCCUUCUUUAUUGUGGCAGAUGGGAACCACUACCCUCUCGAUCCAGCUCUUUCACAUGUUUUAUGCAGUGCAAUGUCUAGAAGCAACGUUCCUAGACAACCCCUUCCCAAUGAACCACCACCACCCUACUCAGAGAGAGCAGAAGAUACCCAACUCACCCAAGUUUCAAUCAGAAACAGGACAGAGUCUGAUCAUUUGUCUAAUGUUACAUGUGAAAGAAACCUUGAUGCAUCAUCGGUAGACACUAUAGAAGAAGACAAAUAAUUUUACUAUUACCUCAUCUUGUCUAAAAGUAGAGUAAACUAAGAGAGUAGCAACCCUUGCCUCUUUUGGGAUAUUAAACUUUGUAUAUUAAACUGUUUAGCUGUCAUUGUUCAUAAAAUAGUUUAUGAAAGGAUAAUCAGGAUUGAAAUAAACAGAGAAUCCUUUAAACUGCUUUGUAAAAAUACAUCUGUUUCAGGAAGAGCUUGACUUAUGUCCAGUUCAAUAAAAUACAGUGAAAUUGUCAUAUGGCUGGCAAACGGGCAGUAGGAUGUGUAUGCACAAUGAUUUUCAAUUCUUGUGCGAAUGGCACAAGGGCUAUAGCUUGAUUGCACACUAUGAGAAAAGUAGUGUACGCGAGAUUUAACACCUGUUUUUCUGACCAACACGAAUAGGAAUCGACUGACACAAAAGUCCAAAAGCUUUUCUGUCAGUAAGGCAACAAAAUUGUAUUUCUUUUCUAAGACAUCUCAACAUUCUCUUCAAAUUUUCUAUAUUUCAUUACAACAGAUGUUAAUAAUCACAAACUCAAUUGUAAAAAAGAAAUAUGACAAAUUUAUAUGACCAGAACAUGUAGAACACAAAGGCCAUAUUUCUGUUCAUGUUUCAUUGGGAUUUAGCAAAUAAAUGUAGCAAAAAAAUCAAGGCCCCAUUUCAUAAGAACUUACAAUAUAUUGUAACUUUGCUAUUACAAUAACUACAUGUACAUGCACCAUGAAAACAUUGACUUUCAUUUGCUUUUAAGCCCUGUUAACAUGGUUGUUUAUGGCAUUUUUAACAUGAUGUAAGUCCUCUAUGAAACACACCCUUUAUAAAGUUUUGGGUGUACUAAUUCAUUACAAAGAGGAAAUUAACGCUUUCCUUAGUUUACUUCAUAAUACAAUUGAUUUACUAUAAAUUAAUUCCAAAAUAUAUUUCGUUCAAAUAAUAUACUGUGAAACUAGAAUUAGUUAAUUAAAAACAGACAUUCCACAAAGAGAAAAUUUGCCUUAAAAGUUACUUUAAAAAAAAGGUACUGCAGCAAGCAGGUUAUUAUUCAGUGAAGUAUCAAUUGCCUUAAAUUCAAAUAUAUCGUUGAAUGUAGAAUAACUUAUGCAAUUUUAAAAGAUAUACGUUCACUUUGUUGGUAUAAUGUAAUGUGUAUGUAUUCAACUAAGAUGUUGGUUAAAAUGGGAAAACAAACAUGAGAAGAGAGAGAGAGAGGGGGAAGGGGGGGGGGUCUCCAUUUUGUGAUAUUUCAUAGGAAGAGUAACCACACACUACAUGCAUAUAACUAAGGUAAAGCCCUCUUUACAAGACAUUAACCAAUGAAUGUCCAUCUCUAAGAGGUCCGUGCUUUCACCAACCACAAACAAAUUCAAUGGCUGCCUGCAUAAAUAUUUGGGGAAUAGUUUUUUUGGAAGAAAAUAUAUACUAUUAAUAUGUGGGUUAAAAACUACAGGAGGAUUUUAUCACAAACAAGUGAUAAGAGAAGAAAUUGACACGAUUAUAAAGAGAUUAUCUGUCACAACUUCGGUUUUCAAACAAUUUUGGAGUGUAUAAUUGCCUCCGGACAACUUUUUUUCUUCAAUUUUUACAUUGAUGUGCUUGGCAUUGGAAAGCUAGUGAAAACAGAAGAAAAAACAAAGGUUAGUCUGGCAUUAUCGGUGGGGCUAAGACCUCCCUUAGCCCAACUCAUAUAAUGGGAAUUUAUAAGCAAAAAUUUGCAAAUGUAAAAUGCCUUUUAAUAAAAGGUUAAAUAUAUUUAUCCAAACAUUGUUGUUGUAACAGUUCAUGUACAUGUAGCUGGCAUGUAGAGUGCAUGUCAAUGCAAUUUGUAAUAACAGAAAUCAUAGUAGUGUCAUGACCACCUAAAAAUCUGAAAGUUAGUUAAUUGCAUAGCUUGAUUUCAACAUUCAUCACACUUUAAAAAAAAAAAUACAGAGAGUUAAAGAGUUAAUACUUUUGCAUUGAAUCUCUAAAAUGUGAUGGAUGGAAUAAGAAAUACGUUUUUGAAUAAUUUGUGUUUUGUAAAAUUAUACACCAUUUGGUUAAGUUGAUUAUUCAACGAUGAAACAAAAAUCAGGGUCUAGCUAUUCUUGAAAGAAAAUUGAUACAUGUACUGCUUAAUGCCAAAGCUUAUUAUAAAUUGAUGUGACAUCAUAUGUAAGAACGAUGUACUGUAUUUCUGUUGUCUAACAUGUACUUAAUGUACUAAAAUGAAAAUAAUUGACUUGACUUAAAAUCAUGAAGAUAUUUAUAUUCUGUGAGAUUUAUAUAUUUUGCUUCAAAAAGACUAUGGGUUGUGUUGAUUGAUAUGUUAAAUUAAAAGAAACAAAUCAAGUGGAA